Penicillium atrosanguineum is the source of this 924-nucleotide messenger RNA. RefSeq lists its product as uncharacterized. The transcript has a single exon. NCBI's taxonomy places the organism in Eukaryota, Fungi, Ascomycota, Eurotiomycetes, Eurotiales, Aspergillaceae. The coding region runs from base 1 to 924 and encodes 307 amino acids. The record is from RefSeq and is a predicted model, not a curated record.
AUGGCUAUCUUCGAUUCCGAGAAGCGCCCGCGUGGCCUUCGCGUUCCUUCUCUAACGGCGAUGAAAAACGGUACCGCCGCUGCCAGAUCUCAGUUCUCCUUCUCCAGCAAGAAAUCCAAUGAGUCCCGCACUCCCGAAGAAGAUCCGAUCUCUACUCCUCCCUCUGGUGGUUUCUUUGCCCCGCUACCCAAGGCCGCCCCUCCGCCGAGCAAGGAAUUGCCUGCAAUCCCCAGGGAUCAACUACCUCCCCCGCCGCGGAUAACAACCAAAGUCCCAGCCCGUCGAGAGGUGGGGAGUAAUGCGCGCCCAAGCGAGACCUCUCCUACAACACAGGGUCUGAGACGACCCGCGCCGCCUAUUGUUGAGACUGCGCCGCUUCCCGAACCCCAGCCCGAGCUCCAGCAAACUCCUCAAAUGCAGCCGUCGCCUCCAAUGAAGUCUGAGCGUCGCAUGCAACCAGAACCUACAAUCUCGCAGUCGCAAAUGCAGCCCCGCCCGCAAGAGCAGUUUCAAUCACACUUCACCCGAUCUCAACCCCCGGUCACCCUCUCCCCGCCUGCUGCAGAAGAUAACGAAGAUGUGACACCGCUGGAAGACUUCAUUCCAACCCCCGAUGGCUCUGGAACUCCUCUGGAACCUGUGUCCAGCAGCGAGCAGGCGCGAACCGACACCCCUCCUUUGGAGUUUGCGCCUGUCGCGGCGGCGUUGAACAAAGUCCACCUCGCCUGCUUCCAGGAGCAUCGCAACAUGCCCGUAGCGCAGAACGUAUGGUGCCCGAUACCGUGCAUGACCUGUCUCAAGUUCGACCGUGAGAUCCGCCACCGUUGUGUAUUCUGUUGCUUGCGCAUCUGUGAGGGCUGUCAUCAGGUUCUAAUGAAGUGCAAGAAUCGGUCGUUGGAGGAGCUCGUGGGAAGCCUCCACUGA